Messenger RNA from Spodoptera litura, 2724 nucleotides. It is a transcript of the gene Gk1, whose product is annotated as Glycerol kinase 1. The record is from RefSeq and is a predicted model, not a curated record. Gene Ontology annotation, cellular component: mitochondrion. Gene Ontology annotation, molecular function: glycerol kinase activity. NCBI's taxonomy places the organism in Eukaryota, Metazoa, Arthropoda, Insecta, Lepidoptera, Noctuidae. Gene Ontology annotation, biological process: glycerol metabolic process; phosphorylation; triglyceride metabolic process.
AAAUGUCACUGGUCAAAGUGGUUCAAAGUGUCAUUCAAUGACGUCUUAUAGCUAUACGACGUACCUAUCGUUGUGUUUACUACUUCCCGGGUUUUUGUGUCAUCUCCCUUUUUCCUUCAAUAUUUUUAUUAUGUCUGCUUUGCACAAGUCGUAAGACCAACGUAAGACGUACAUGGGCAUAUAUAACGUAUUUGUAUACUGUAAAUACAUUUAGAUAAGAAGAUUAUAGUUAAUACCGCCUCAUCUAUCAAAUAAAACUCGUAUUUAGAGAUAACAACUGCAUUGUAAAGAUUAAUCCGUACCUAACGAGUAUAGUGUGUGAUCAUAAUAAUGUCUGAAUAUGGAAAAUUUGGUCCGUUAAUUGGUGCCAUUGACGAGGGCACCUCAAGUGCGCGGUUUAUUAUUUUCAAAGCGAAUUCUUCAGAAGUUGUAGCAUAUCAUCAGAAAGAGCUUGAGCAAAUUUUCCCUCAAGAAGGAUGGGUUGAACAAGAUCCGAACGCAAUUUUAGAAGUGGUUACGACAUGCAUACAGAAAGCAGUUGAGACUUUGGUGUCGUUGGGAGGUUCAGCUAAGGAUAUAAUUGCUGUUGGUGUAACUAACCAAAGAGAGACAACAAUAGUUUGGGACAGAAGCACCGGCAAACCUUUACACAAUGCAAUUGUCUGGUUGGACAUGAGAACCUCUUCUACUAUUGACAAGUUGUUAGACACAGUGCCUAAUAAGACAAGGAAUAAAAAUUAUUUAAAGCCUUUGUGUGGACUUCCUUUGUCCCCUUACUUCAGCGCAGUAAAAUUAAGAUGGCUCAGUGACAAUGUUGAUGCUAUAAAGAAUGCUAUGAAGAAAGGAACAUGUUGUUUUGGAACCGUUGACACAUGGAUCAUUUGGAAUUUGACAGGUGGUCCCAAUGACGGAAAGCAUGUUACUGAUGUAACCAAUGCAUCAAGAACUAUGAUGAUGAAUAUUGAGAACCUGGACUGGGAUCCAUUGUUGCUAAAGUUUUUUGAAGUUCCUAAGAGUGUGUUACCAGAAAUUAAAUCUAGUUCAGAGGUUUAUGGUCACAUAGCUGAUGGUCCACUGAAAGGUGUACCUAUAGCUGGUUGUCUUGGAGACCAACAGGCCGCCUUAGUUGGCCAAAUGUGCUUGCAAAAAGGCCAGGCGAAAGCUACAUAUGGAACUGGUUGCUUUGUGCUUUACAAUACGGGCGAUAUUCGCGUCAAUUCUGGCCGAGGUCUGCUGACUACGGUUGCUUAUCAGCUAGGAAGCAAAAGCCAACCACACUAUGCCCUUGAAGGAUCAGUAGCUGUUGCUGGAGCUGCACUAGGAUGGCUUAGAGAUAAUAUUGGCCUUUUAGAGAGUGCCAAGGACUCUCAGGGUAUAGCUGAGAAGGCUACAGAAAAUGGUAGUGUUGUAUUUGUACCUGCCUUCAGUGGUUUGUAUGCACCGUAUUGGCGUCAAGAUGCUAGAGGUGUUAUAUGUGGAAUAUCUGAAGAUACGAACUCCAAUCACAUUGUAAAGGCUGCCCUCGAAGCUGUCUGUUAUCAAGUACGGGAUAUCCUCGAUGCUAUGAAUGAAGACUGCGGUAUUCCUCUGCAACUACUUAAGGUGGACGGCGGCAUGACUUCUAAUGCUCUAGUCAUGCAAAUGCAAGCUGAUUUGAUCGGAAUCAACGUAAUAAAGGCUGGAUUUACUGAGAGCACCGCUUUAGGGGCAGCGCUUUGUGCCUAUUGGGGAGUGGAGCCUUCUAAGCAAGGGUCUCCUAUACCAAUGACCAGUGGAACUACAUACACCUCUCUUAUAACCGACGACGAACGAGAUAUGCGAUACAAACAGUGGAAAAUGGCUGUCGACCGAUCCCUAGGAUGGGAACAAAACUAAGUACCUAACGAAUCGAAAUUCUAAUACUAAUAAUGCCUUACACACAUUAAUCAAAGCAAUAACAUUUCAUAUACAACUGUUACAUAUUUAUAUACAAUUAUUUUUUUAAAAUGUGCAAUACAGAGACUGAUAAGUACGAUAAUAUUAAAUUAAAUUCUAACUAUAUUUAAUUGGACACAAUUGACAAUAGUAGAUUCACUACAAAUAGGUACAAAUGUGUUUAUUUAGGUAGCAUUAUCUUCGAUACAAAAAAUAAGUGUUCAUGAAAUAACAAAGACAGAUAUUUUGUAGGAUCAUAGUAGAUAUUGUUGUAAAUUGUAAACCAUGUUUCAUUCAUAUACAAUAACUUUUUGUUCAGUUUACAAGCCAAACAUCCAUUUUGGAGUUUGAACGUUUACUUUAAUAAAAUAAAAUAAUUAUAUAGAUAGAAUCAACCUUUAAACAACAUGAGGUACAAUACUACGGCCUAAAUUAUCUAGUCUAUAAGUGUCAUUUUUGCUUAAAGUACUUUUAAAACCUUGUCAUGCCUUAUUUACAAAAUAUGAUAUUUAUUUCGUGGUUAAAAUGACUAGCAUUGAUUUUAUUGCUAGAUAUUUUCUAGGCUGCUCCGUUGUUCGUGUGAUCGUAAGUGCGACUGCCGAGCAAGGGAUCUCGAGACGAUGCUCGGCUUUAGCAAAGUAUUAAUGUUUAAUUUCGAAAAGUCAGUUACACAAUGAAAUCUGGAAUUAUUGGCUAUCUGUAGUAGGUUUGCCCCUAUGACUUAGAUUCAUAGCAUAAGUAGUAAAAAGUGGUUGUUAUGUAUACUCGGAAUUUUAAUUCGAUUCCAGAUUUGACAAUUUCAGUGUUGCA